Messenger RNA from Temnothorax curvispinosus, 1611 nucleotides. Its product is annotated as facilitated trehalose transporter Tret1-like. Gene Ontology annotation, molecular function: sugar transmembrane transporter activity. Gene Ontology annotation, biological process: transmembrane transport; carbohydrate transport. Gene Ontology annotation, cellular component: membrane. Lineage: Eukaryota; Metazoa; Arthropoda; Insecta; Hymenoptera; Formicidae. The transcript has 6 exons. The coding region runs from base 1 to 1416 and encodes 471 amino acids. The record is from RefSeq and is a predicted model, not a curated record.
AUGACGGAGAAAGGUUCCAAGCUCCCUCAAUUCCUGGCUGGUAUAGCGGCUAGUUUAUCUGUCGUCGCGGCUGGUGCGGCUGGAGCGUGGACGAGUCCGGUCCUACCCCAAUUAUUAAAGGAUGGUGGACCUUUGGGGUCACCGAUCAGCAGCGAGCAGAGUUCUUGGAUAGGAUCUCUGGCGUCCAUCGGUGCUAUCUUCGGCACCUCCGUGGCUGGAUAUCUCGCAGACAGAUGGGGCCGUAAACGAACAUUGCUAUCUUCUCUGGUGCCAUUUAUAAUUGGAUGGACACUUGUCGCCACUGCACAUCACGUCGCACAGCUUUAUGUCGCUCGAUUUAUAUUUGGAUUGAAUUUAGCUAUCACGUUUACAAUCCUUCCUAUGUAUUGUUGCGAAAUCGCUGAGACUUCUAUCAGGGGAGCGUUGGGUUCUUUUCUUGCGCUUUUCAACGCGACCGGCAUCCUAUAUUCUUACAUUGUAGGACCGUUCGUCAGUUACGUGGUCUUGUGGAUUCUCUGUGCCAUCCUGCCGGUGAUCUUCUUCGUCUGCUUCAUGAUGAUGCCGGAGUCUCCGUAUUUCCUUCUCAGCCAGGGCCGCAGAGAAGAGGCAAUCGCAUCACUAGCGAGACUUCGAAGCAAAUCCAAAGCGGCUGUCCAGAAGGAGGCUGACGAAAUACAGGUUACACUUGACGAGGCUUUCAAAAAUCAAGCCAGGAUCUCGGAUUUGUUUCGAGUAAAAGUGAACUUAAAGGCGCUGAUUUACACGUGCUCCAUGAUUUCCUUGCAGCAGCUUAUCGGCAUCAGUGUCGUGCUGGUGUAUAUACAUAAUAUCUUUAUCGCUGCCGGAGGUCUUGUCUCAUCGGAGAUAGCGCCGAUUGUCGUCGGAGUCGUGCAUCUGUUAGGGUCAAUGGUGACACCCUUUGUUGUCGACAGAUCAGGUAGAAAGAGUCUCCUUAUUUUUUCUGGAAUUGGAGUGUUAAUCAGUACGUGUGCUCUGGGUUUGUAUUUCUAUCUGAAGGAGGUACAGCACGCGGAUGACGUGAUAGAGCAGAUAUCCUGGUUGCCGAUGGUCGCGCUUAUCGUCUACAUUGCCACGUACAGCGUAGGCUGGGGUCCGAUUCCAUGGGCAUUGAUGGGUGAGAUGUUCGCUUCGAACAUCAAGGCUAAAGGUUCUAGUAUAACUGUUUUCUUUAGCGAAGGCUUGAGCUUCAUCAUGAUCAAGUUCUCCGUCAAUCUUGAAGAAGCUUUCAAUGGCAAGUACGUGAUCUUCUGGAUAUUCGGAGGUUUCUGCAUCAUUGGUAUCUUUUUCACGGUAAUGCUGUUGCCUGAAACAAAAGGCAAGACUCUUAAGCAAAUCCAAGAUGAACUCAAUGGAGUGACUUCAACUAUAAACGUCGAAAAUAGGACAAAGAAGUGAAGAGAAAACGCUCGCGUUCGAUCAUCUUGACGAAUGGUAUAUGUUGAAUACCUGAUGAAUUCGCGAGACACUUUGAAGUGAUUAGAUAUUUGUAAAAAAUGCGUAGGGUAAAGUUUUAUAACAUCUGUGGAUUUGCUAUCAUUAUACAGUAGAGAAGAAUCAUGCAGAGAAAUGCGGAUAAUAUAUGUGCCUAUA